Molecule: messenger RNA, 2167 nt
Organism: Quercus lobata
Lineage: Eukaryota; Viridiplantae; Streptophyta; Magnoliopsida; Fagales; Fagaceae
Product: probable inactive purple acid phosphatase 27
Exons: 13
Coding region: 1-1923 (640 amino acids)
Molecular function (GO): metal ion binding; acid phosphatase activity
Source: RefSeq, a predicted model, not a curated record
AUGGAAAACUCCACCCCUUGGUUGCUUAAAAUUUUCUUCUUACUCACUAUCAUUCUUGGUUAUUCUUCUUCUUCUUCUUCUUCUUCUUCUUCUUCUGCUUCUUCAUCAUGGUUGCAUCCUUUGGCUAGCAUCUCCAUGGCUGAGCACCAGAAUUACACUGCAAUAUCAGACUUUCGUCUACUGAACAGAAGAAAGUUGCUCAAGUGUGACGGUCCAAACCCUCAACUAAAAAUUAGUGUUGAUCCAAACUCUUCCCUGUCAAAUGAAGAAUACCUCACGGUUACUGUUAGUGGAGUUCUGCUUCCUUCUAGUAGCGAUUGGGUUGCCAUGAUAUCACCAUCUUCUUCCAAUGUCACAGAUUGUCCAUUGAGUGAGGCUUAUUAUGCACAAACUGGUGACCUUAGUGAUCUUCCUUUGCUAUGCCAAUAUCCUGUUAAGGCUCAAUACGUGAAAAAUGAUCCAGACUAUCUCAAUUGCACGAAGAAGGAUUGCCAGGAAUCUGUGCUUGGUAAAUGUGUGGUGGCCACUUGCAGUGGUUCCCUAACAUUUCAUGUUAUUAAUAUAAGAACCAACAUUGACUUUGUGUUCUUUGCUGGUGGCUUCGACACACCUUGCAUUCUGACUAGGUCGAACCCUUUGGAUUUUACUAAUCCAAAUAUGCCACUAUAUGGACAUCUCUCAAGCAUAGAUUCAACUGGAAAAUCGAUGAGAUUAACAUGGGUUAGUGGGGAUGAGAAGCCUCAACAAGUGCAAUAUGGAGAUGGCAUGUCACAAAAUUCUGUAGUUACUACAUUUACACAAGAUGACAUGUGCAGUAGUUCGACUCUACCGAGUCCAGCCAAAGACUUCGGAUGGCAUGACCCAGGCUUCAUUCAUACAGCAGUGAUGACAGGACUUCAGCCUUCAAGCAACUUCUCCUACAAAUAUGGAAGUGAUUCAGUUGGUUGGAGUAAUCAAAUCCAAUUCAAGACUCCACCAGACGCAGGAUCAGAUAAACUCUAUUUUAUUGCAUAUGGUGAUAUGGGAAAGGCUCCUCUUGAUUCUUCAGUUGAACACUACAUUCAGCCAGGAUCGGUCUCAGUGAUUAAAGCUGUGACUGAUGAAGUGAAUUCUGUAAAUGUGGACUCCAUCUUCCAUAUUGGAGACAUAAGCUACGCUACAGGUUUCUUAGUAGAAUGGGACUUUUUCCUUGAGCUUAUCAACCCAGUGGCCUCUCAAAUUGCUUACAUGACCGCAAUUGGAAACCAUGAGAGGGACUAUGUAGACUCAGGAUCAGUAUAUCUAACUCCUGAUUCAGGUGGAGAAUGUGGAGUUGCUUAUGAGACUUAUUUUCCAAUGCCAACUUCGGCAAAGGAUAAGCCUUGGUAUUCCAUUGAACAAGCUAGUGUUCACUUCACAAUAAUUUCAACUGAGCAUAAUUGGUCAGUGAAUUCUGAGCAGUAUCUAUGGAUGGAAGAGGACAUGGGUUCAGUUAAUCGAUCAAAAACUCCAUGGUUGCUUUUUAUGGGGCACAGACCAAUGUACACUUCUUCAAACGCUGACACUAGUGUUGAUCCACAAUUUGUUAAUGCUGUGGAACCAUUACUACUCCAGUACAAGGUCGACCUGGUUUUGUUCGGUCAUGUUCAUAAUUAUGAGAGAACUUGUGCUGUUUACCAAGGAGAAUGCAAGGCCAUGCCUACAAAAGAUGCAAAUGGGGUAGAUACUUAUAACAACAGCAAUUACAGUGCCCCAGUGCAGGCAGUGAUUGGUAUGGCUGGUUUUUCCUUAGACAAAUUUACAACUGAUUCAAAUAGCUGGAGUUUAUCUAGGAUUUCAGAAUUUGGUUUUGUAAGAGGGAAUGCAACAAAGGAAGAGUUAUAUUUUGAGUUUGUGAACGCAAAUACAAGGAAUGUUGGUGAUAGCUUUCGCAUUAUGAAAUAGCAAGGUCCCUCGUAUAGUCAUAUGUAUAGAACCUUAUCCAUUACCCACAUAUAUGUUAUAUAUGGACCUCCCAAGGUCUUUACUGUACAUCAAUUCUUUUCAAAUAAAAACCCCCAUGUCUUUGCAAAAAAUACAAUGAAAUAAACUAUUGUUUACGAAUAUAGGACUGGCUUUUAUAACCAAAUGGAAGAGAUUGUUUAGGGUUUGGGAAUGGCUAGUUUAUUAUAUAGAUUGAUGUGAUUAA